UGAACGCAUCAUGCGCCGUUCACGGACCGCCCUGACCGGACACGUCAGCGGUCACGCGCAGACUGCGUGCUGGACUGCUUGACAGACUGGGCUCGUGUCGAACCGAGUUAACGGAGGUCAACCCCGGGAGGACUGGCGGCUGCCCACCCGCCCCCACCAGGUUCUGUUCCGGGUGCGCGCGCAUAAUGCUCGCUCCCCCGCGCGCUCCGUGAGGACUAGUUGGGUGUAGUUUUGACGCCGCCAUGUCCCGCACAGGUCUGGAGCUGCUCAGGCGGACGGCCAGCGGAGUCCGGAGCGCCGGGAGCCCGCAUGCAGGCUGCGGGUCCGCGCGGGAACAGACGGAACCUCGAGUCCAUUGCUUUCACAGAUACUCCACAAUGUCUUCCAGUCCCUGCUUCCCUGCGGGUUCUGGACGGUCCGGUACCGGGCCGUUUCUCAGGACUUGGACCGGUGAGCUCCUCCACGGACCCGGCCGGCGUCUGAACCAAGGCGGCUCCACGGUGGGCCGGCUGACGCCAGAGGACCUCGAGAAAGCCCGGAAGAAAGCCGAAGUCAAGAAAUAUAAACAAGUGCUCAGUGAGAGCGCCCGGGAGAGGAGGGUCCCCGUCACUCGGAUCGGACGGCUGGUCAACUUCGGGGGUCUGGCGUUCGGACUCGGCAUCGGAGCGAUCGCAGAGGCCGCCAAAAAGAGCUUCAAGAUCAAACAAGAAGGUCCCAGACAGGCCGUCCUGGAUUCGAACCCGUUCCUCUCUGAAGCCAACGCUCAGAGGAUCGUUCGCACGCUCUGCAAAGUUCGAGGAGCGGCUCUCAAACUUGGACAGAUGCUCAGCAUUCAGGAUGAGGCCUUCAUCAACCCUCAGCUGGCUAAGAUCUUCGACCGCGUCCGGCAGAGCGCCGACUUCAUGCCAACCAAGCAGAUGAUGAAAGUCAUCAGCGGCGAUCUGGGCCCAAACUGGAGGGAGGAGCUGGAGUUCUUUGAGGAGAGGCCGUUUGCGGCGGCGUCCAUCGGUCAGGUGCACCUGGGCCGGCUGAAGGACGGCAGAGAGGUGGCCAUGAAGAUUCAGUAUCCCGGCAUCGCGAAGAGCAUCGAAAGUGACGUGCGGAACAUCAUGACGGCUCUGAGCUUAAGCCACGCCCUCCCUGAAGGUCUGUUCCCGGAGCAUCUGGUCGGGGUCAUGAGUCGGGAGCUCGCUCUGGAGUGCGAUUACCUUCGGGAGGCGCAGUGCGCCCGCAACUUCAAGCAGCUGCUGAAGGACCACCCCUUCUUCUGCGUGCCCGACGUGAUCGAGGAGCUGAGCGGCAGACACGUCCUCACCACCACGCUGGUGCCCGGCUUCCCGCUGGACAAAGCCACGGACCUGUCCCAGGGUCUCAGGAACGAGAUCUGUGAGCAGAUCCUGGUCCUGUGCCUGAGGGAGCUGUUUGAGUUCAGAUACAUGCAGACCGACCCAAACUGGUCCAACUUCUUCUUCGACCCCCAAACCCACCGGGUCGCUCUGCUGGACUUCGGAGCCACGCGGGGAUUUGACCAGAGCUUCACCGACGCCUACAUCGAGGUCAUCAAAGCAGCAGCCGACCAGGACAGAGAAGGAGUUCUGCUGCGGUCCAGAGCCAUGAAGUUCCUCACUGGAUACGAGUCGAAGUCCAUGGAGGACGCGCACGUGGACGCCGUGAUGAUCCUGGGCGAGGCCUUCUCCUCCGAGGAACCCUUCGACUUCGGGGAGCAGAGCACCACGGAGCGCAUCCACAGGCUGAUCCCGGUGAUGCUGAAGGAGCGCCUCACCCCCCCUCCGGAAGAGACCUACUCCCUGCACCGGAAGAUGGGGGGCUCCUUCCUCAUCUGCUCCAAGCUGAAGGCCAGAAUCUCCUGCAAGAAGAUGUUCCAGGACGCGUACGGCCGCUACUGGGGGGACAGGCGGCCGGGACGGCGGCCGUGAGGACGCCACCCUUCUGGACGGUUUAUUGUACUGGGACUGUUCCAAUGAAUUAAUAAUGGGGGGGGGGGAAAUAAUUGAUUGUGUUCGUUCUAACUUUUUGUUCUGUGACAACAGAAGAACCUCAGAACCAGCAGGCGCCUUCAGGGUCGCCAGCCGUCCAACCAUGACAGUAAACUGGACUCGCAGGAGUCUGUCGCCAUCCCAUAAUAAUCAGGGAUCUUUAAGAUGGGGAAACCUGCACAGGAAGCUCUUCCUGCUCCGCAGAAGCUGGUUCCUCCUGCAGACUUUGGUUUGAGGAUCAGGAAGACAUGAUGGAGACGCGGAACUUUAAACGCCUCCUCAUUGUGGGCGGAGCUAACGUUAACCGUAACCGAAGGGGGGGGGGCGGAGCAUACCUACUUCUUAAAGGUUCUUUCAGAAGAAAUAUGGAAAUGUUACUUUGAACAAAAUAUUUAAACCAAAUCCAGACGUUUCAUGUCAUGGUUGCUUCUAUUUACAUCUUUAUAAACUGUUAUUUGAAAUAAAAUUGUUCUUUUUUCAAA
Oryzias latipes (Japanese medaka) is the source of this 2479-nucleotide messenger RNA. RefSeq names its product coenzyme Q8A, genome duplicate b (gene coq8ab). The record is from RefSeq and is a predicted model, not a curated record. Lineage: Eukaryota; Metazoa; Chordata; Actinopteri; Beloniformes; Adrianichthyidae. Gene Ontology annotation, biological process: ubiquinone biosynthetic process.